AUGAACCGGACACUCAUUCUGAGUUUAGCCAUGCUGUGGGCAACAUGGCUAGCGUGUGACUCUGAGAAGACCGUGAGGCUAGCAGACAGAGGGAGCCAUGGAAUUAGUUACUUGCCUCUCUCUCACAGGGCUAGCAAUGGAUCGCUGUCCUUCCUGAGAAGGUCGGAGGCAUCCCAGGGGAGUUGGACGCCUUCAGUGGGGAAUCUCCAACGUCCUGUUGCCAAGAGGGAUACUCCAGCAUCAAAAAAUGUACAACCUGACCUGCUGCGAGAUGAAGUGCCGGCCCAGGCCAGGAGAGUCAGGGCCAGAGUAAGGCAGACGCAGAGACACACCACCGCGGCCAAACAUCCCCAGCCUGAGAUGAUCAAGGACGAGGGGAAGUCUGCUGUGUCUCGGUCACGGAUUGUACGUUUCCCUUCAGGGUCCAGUUCUCCCAAUGUCCUGGCCAGCUUUGCCGGCAAGAACAGAGUCUGGGUCAUCUCUGCCCCUCAUGCCUCUGAAGGCUACUACCGGCUCAUGAUGAGCCUGCUUAAGAGCGAUGUCUACUGCGAACUGGCCGAGAGGCACAUCCAGCAGAUUGUGUUGUUCCAUGAGGAAGGGGAGGAAGGAGGGAAAGUCAGGAGGAUAACCAGCGAAGGGAAAAUCCUGGAGCAGCCUCUAGAUCCCAGCCUCAUCCCUAAACUCAUGAGCUUUCUGAAACUGGAGAAGGGGAAAUUUGGCAUGGUGCUGCUGAAGAAGACCCUACAGGUGGAGGAAAGGUACCCUUACCCUGUAAGGCUAGAGGCCAUGUACGAAGUCAUCGACCAGAGCCCCAUCAGGAAAAUCGAGAAGAUGAGGCAAAAGGGUUUCAUCCAGAAAUGCAAAGCUGUCGGGGUGGAGGGGCAAGUGGUGGAGGAAAGUAACAAUGGUGGCAGCACCAGACCUACAUCAAGUGGUGGACAAGUCCAGCUGUCGGUAAGGAAGGAGGAGCCAAGGAGAAGCAAUGCUCAGCCAACAAGGAGCAAAACAGUGAGGAAACUAAUCACGACCACAGUGGCUCCUCCUCCCCCUACAACGAGGGGCAGCACCCUCCCUCCCACAACCACCACUACCCAGGCAACCACCCGCACAGUGAUGAUGCAGAGCAGACCUAUCACCACAGCCACACCCCUUCCAACCACUCAGAGAACUUGGACCACAAAGUCACACACCACUUCCGACUAUGAUAGGCUGCCCACAGCGCCCGAAGCAACUGCCCCGCGGGGAACAGCCACUGAUGAUUUCUACUCCCCUGUGUGGAAUGAGAACCGCCGAGACAGGCAGCAUGGUCACCCGGAGAGACACCCAGUAGCCACCCGGAGACCUGGCAAAGUUGCCAGCUACGACAGCUACACAGAGGCUCCCCCGGCCACCUCAGAGCACUACACGAGGGCAAACGCAGGUAGAUUUAGAGACAACCGUACAGACCGGAAGGACUAUAUACACCGGGAUCCCAGUGUCACACCAGGCCAACACAAACUAGCCAAAGCCAAGCCACCUAAAAAGAGAACCCAGGAAAAGAUCCUGAGCAAUGAAUACGAGGAUAAAUAUGACCCGAGCAGGCCUGCUGUUCCCCACUUGGAGCAAGAGAUCGCAGCAGGGAAUGUCCCGCCGAAGAAAGGGAAAGAGCCAAAGAAGCACGACCGACCAGACAAGCCUGAGAAGAAGAAGAAGAAGGAGAGACCCGAUAAGCUGCAGAAGAGCGAGAAGCAGGCCAAGAAGGACAAAGCUGAGAAGAAGACCAAGCAGGACAAAGAUCGCAGCAAGAAGAACAAGAAGGGGAGCAGGACUGAGAACGAGGGCCACCUGAAGCCAAACACAAAGCCUUUCGUUCAGCCCUCCAGGAAAUCGGUGACAAACCUCCUGGAUUUUUUUGAAGGCAAACGGCGACUCAUUCUGAUCACGACCCCCAAGGCCGACACCACCAUGUACGUGCAACAGCGAGACGAAUACCUGGAGAGUUUCUGCAAGAUGGCCACAAGGAAAAUCUCAGUCAUCACAAUUUUCGGCACCAUGAACAACAGCAGCAUGAAGAUUGACCACUUUCAACUAGAUAAUGAGAAGCCCAUGAAGGUGGUAGAGGAUGAUGACCUAGUGGACCAGCAUCUCAUCAAUGAGCUGAGGAAAGAAUACGGGAUGACCUACAAUGACUUCUUCAUGGUGCUGACGGAUAUUGACAUGAGGGUCAAGCAAUAUUAUGAAGUGCCCAUUGCAAUGAAGUCGAUAUUUGAUUUUGUUGACACCUUCCAGUCACGAAUCAAAGAUAUGGAAAAGCAGAAGAGGGAAGGUAUUGUCUGCAAAGAUGACAAGAAACAGUCCCUGGAAAACUUCUUAUCCAGGUUCCGAUGGAGGAGGAGGCUGCUGGUGAUCUCUGCUCCCAACGACGAGGACUGGGCCUAUUCCCAGCAGCUUUCUGCCCUCAGUGGACAGGCCUGUAAUUUUGGUCUGCGCCACAUAACUAUCCUCAAGCUGUUAGGACUCGGGGAAGAGAUCGGUGGUGUCUUAGAACUGUAUCCCAUCAAUGGAAGCUCCAAUGUGGAGCGAGAAGAUGUCCCUGCUAACCUGGUGAAAGACAUCCGCAAUUAUUUCCAAAUCAGCCCUGAAUAUUUCUCCAUGCUUCUGGUUGGGAAAGAUGGAAACGUCAAAUCCUGGUACCCUUCCCCAAUGUGGUCCAUGGUGAUCGUGUAUGAUUUGAUCGAUUCCAUGCAGCUCCGGCGACAGGAAAUGGCAAUUCAGCAAUCACUUGGCAUGCGAUGCCCAGAAGAUGAGUAUGGUGGGUAUGGUUACCAUAGCUAUCACCAGGGAUACCAGGAAGGUUACCAAGAUGACUACCGUCACCAUGAAAGUUACCACCAUGGAUACCCAUACUAA
Emys orbicularis (European pond turtle) is the source of this 2889-nucleotide messenger RNA. It is a transcript of the gene CCDC80, whose product is annotated as coiled-coil domain containing 80. The record is from RefSeq and is a predicted model, not a curated record. The transcript has 7 exons. Gene Ontology annotation, biological process: positive regulation of cell-substrate adhesion; extracellular matrix organization. Lineage: Eukaryota; Metazoa; Chordata; Testudines; Emydidae. Gene Ontology annotation, cellular component: basement membrane. Bases 1 to 2889 code for a protein of 962 amino acids.